GGACAUGCAGAAAGAGUGUGGGAUGAUUGGGGGAGUUUUGGCCCUUGUUCUCGCACCUGUGGUGGAGGGGUCAAAGUCAGGAAGAAAACAGAGUUGUGGUAGUGCUCGAGAGGAACGUGAAUACAAGUCCUGUACUACACAAGAUUGUGAUGAGGACAGUAUGGACUUCAGAGCUAUACAGUGUCAGGAUUUUAAUAAUGUUCCUUUUCUGGGCAAAGUUUACCAAUGGAGACCUUACUAUGAUGGAGAGAAGAGAUGCAGUUUACUCUGUUCAGCAGUCAACACCAGUGUGUACCAUGAGUGGAGUGAUAAAGUGAUAGAUGGCACUAAGUGUGACAGUCUGUCAGAUGAUCAGUGUGUGGAUGGAGCUUGUCAGGCAGCUGGUUGUGACAACGUACUCGGAUCUCGAGCGAGACGAGAUGUAUGUGGUGUGUGUAACGGAGAUGGACAGUCGUAUAAACUCAUCCGAGGAUCAUUCACUAUUCCUCAGCUUUACUCAGGUUACAAUGAAGUUAUCACUUUACCAAAAGGAUCAACAUCAAUUUCACUAAAGGAGAUGAAAUUUAGUCCAAAUUAUUUAGUUUUGAAAAGUAGUGAUGAAACAGUCAUAUUAAGUGGGGAACAUUAUGAUGGCAAACCAGUUCUGAUGAAUAUUGGAGGAACCAGUUUAUUGUAUACACUGGAGGGAUCGGGCCAGAAUGUCGUGAAGAAACUUACAGGACAGGGACCCACUAAAGGCAGCAUUCAGAUCUAUAUGAUGGCUAAGGAAGAGAAGAAUCCUGGAGUGUGGUAUGAGUUAUACAUCCCUCUGUCUGGAAGAGAGCCUCGAUUUGAACCCAGAAGUUUACCCAUUAGUUACAGACAAAACCUACACCAGGGGCAGGCAGAAUUAAGAUCCAGUGGUAUUGGAGAAUCCACUCAAUCCAGCUUUUCUUGGAAUUUCGGCGGAUGGACGCAAUGCUCCACCAAAUGUGGAGAAGGUAUCAGGAAAAGGCUGGUGGUGUGCACUAACAGGCAGACGGGGGAGAGAAGUGACCUUGAGAAUUGUGACGCUUCUGGUCGACCUGCCGACACAGAGAAAUGUAUGGGAGACAACUGUGAUGAAACUUCUCAGGAUGAAAAAACUGUGGAAUGGAAGCUGGGUGACUGGGGGCCUUGCUCUUCCUCUUGUGAUAUUGGGGACCAGAAACAGUCUGUACAGUGUGUCUCAGGGGAUCCCAGGGGAGAGUCACUGACGGUAGAAGAUGCCCAGUGUAUUCAGCUGUACGGCCAGAAGCCUGAGUACAGGAGGUCAUGUAAUGAAAACGUUCCUUGUCCAUACUGGACUGCAAUGGAAUGGUCAUCUUGUAACAAGGCCUGUGGUAUGGGAGAACAGACUCGCAGUGUGCUGUGUAUCAGUAUAGACAACAGGAGGCUAGCAGAGAGUGCCUGUGAUCCUACAAAGAAGCCAACUCCCACCCGACCUUGUAUGGUCAAGCAGUGCCCUGAAGGUCCCUUAGAAAACUGUAGAAAUUCGCUGUUUGGCUGUUGUCCCGAUGGUAGGACACCUGCAAGAGGCCUGAAUUUGGAGGGAUGUGAAGGGACUUGCAAAGGAACAAGGUAUGGUUGCUGUCCAGACCAGAGAACCACAGCAAGAGGUCCAAAUGGAGAAGGAUGUGGAUCUGACUGUUCAAGAUCCAGAUAUGGAUGUUGUCCAAACAGUCAGAAUCCUGCUAGGGGACCCCAUGGAGAGGGUUGUUCUACUCCUUGUUCUAGGUAUAGAUAUGGGUGUUGUCCAGAUAACGUAACUGUAGCUAGGGGUCCUAAUGGUGAGGGCUGUCCCACUUCAUGUUCUGACAGUCAGUAUGGAUGCUGUCCAGAUGGGAAAACUGAGAAGAGAGGACCUAAUAAUGAAGGAUGCUCCAAUGAUUGUUCGAGAUAUCCAUACGGAUGCUGUUCUGAUAAUAUUACUCCAGCUAGAGGUCCGAAUG
Saccostrea cuccullata (small rock oyster) is the source of this 1970-nucleotide messenger RNA. Its product is annotated as papilin-like. The transcript has 12 exons. NCBI's taxonomy places the organism in Eukaryota, Metazoa, Mollusca, Bivalvia, Ostreida, Ostreidae. Gene Ontology annotation, biological process: extracellular matrix organization; proteolysis. Gene Ontology annotation, molecular function: metalloendopeptidase activity. The record is from RefSeq and is a predicted model, not a curated record. Gene Ontology annotation, cellular component: extracellular matrix. The annotation marks the transcript as partial.